AUGGCUGAUGUAAAGGAGGCCAACGUGGUCCUCGACCAUGACGUUCUCGGCGAAAAAGCAGCCAUCUCUCAUGAAGAGGCCAUGCACUUUGGCCAGCUGACCGAGGAAGAGCGUGCUAUCGAGAAGAAGCUGGUGCGCAAGAUCGAUCUUAUGAUCAUGCCCUUGAUUGUGCUUGUCUACCUGAUGAACUACAUUGACCGAAACAACUACGCCGCUGCUCGAUUGCAGGGUCUGGAAGAAGACUUGGGUUUACAUGGCGAUCAAUACCAGCUCGGUCUGUCCAUCCUCUUUGUCAGCUACAUUCUUGCCCAAGUCCCAUCCAAUCUCUUCCUCAAUCACCUUGGUCGCCCUUCUCUAUACCUGGGAUUCUUCACCUGUGCCUGGGGUUUGGUCUCUGCUUUGACUUGUCUGGUCAAGGGCUUUGGAGGUAUUGUGGCAUGCCGAUUUAUGCUCGGCCUGGUGGAAGCCCCUUUCUUCCCAGGUGUUCUCUUCUACCUCUCCAAGUGGUACACGAAGAAAGAGUUGAACUUGCGAAUGUCAAUUUUCUACUCGGGUUCUUUGGUUAGUGGUGCCUUUGGAAAUCUAAUCGCUGCUGGAAUUCUCAGCGGUUUGGCUGGAAAACGAGGGCUUUCUGCAUGGCAAUGGCUCUACAUCAUCGAGGGAUGCAUUACAAUCACCAUCGGCCUUAUCAUUAUGGUCAUCCUUCCCGACUUCCCCAACACCUGGAAAUCCCUUUCUCCUGAAAUGAAGCACGUGGCCAACCGUCGCCUGGCCAUUGAAGCUGCCGAAGCCGACGUCGAUGAAGCAGGCGGCAUGUCUCAAGUCAAGGGCCUGAAGCUCGCCAUGACCGACCCCAAAACGUACAUGCUGGCCAUCGCCUAUAUGUGUAUCACCGGCGCAGCUGGAUUCCAAAACUUUUUCCCAACACUCACGGCCACGCUCGACUAUAACCAUGUCAUCACCCUCCUCUUGUGCGCUCCACCGUAUAUCUUCAUGGUCUUCUACUCGCUGGCCCACUCCGUGGUGUCAGAUCGCCUCGGUAAUCGUUUUUGGUUCUUCAUGUAUCCGAUCCCGAUCACCAUUGUCGGGUGGAUCAUUUUCAUGACCACGAGCAGCUUUGGACCCAGCUACUUCUCUCUGUUCUUGAUGAACUUCAUUUUCGCCAUGAAUGGCACCUGCUAUGCCUGGAUCGCUGGCGCCAUUCCACGGCCUCCUGCCAAACGCGCCGCGGCGUACGCAUUUAUCAACUCAAUCGGCAACUCCGCUUCGAUCUGGACUCCCUUCACCUACCGCACCCAAGAUGAGCCGCACUACAUUCUCGCCCUAGCAAUUUGUAUCGGUCUUCAGGUCGUUGCCGCCAUUAUGGGCUUGAGCAUGCGUAUUACAUUGACCAGGCAAAAUAAAAGAUUGGAGCGAUUGGAGAAUGAAGAUGUCCCACUGACCGAGCGCGAUCUGGCCAAGUUGCGCAAGACAGCGGAGGUUGAGGGCAUUGACAUCGCGGCUGCUAGACGUCUGCAGAAAGGUUACCGCUUUAUGAUCUAA
This is a messenger RNA of Rhinocladiella mackenziei CBS 650.93, 1542 nucleotides long. RefSeq lists its product as uncharacterized. NCBI's taxonomy places the organism in Eukaryota, Fungi, Ascomycota, Eurotiomycetes, Chaetothyriales, Herpotrichiellaceae. Bases 1 to 1542 code for a protein of 513 amino acids. Gene Ontology annotation, biological process: transmembrane transport. The transcript is spliced from 4 exons. Gene Ontology annotation, molecular function: transmembrane transporter activity. The record is from RefSeq and is a predicted model, not a curated record. Gene Ontology annotation, cellular component: membrane.